GGGGAAAGUGGGCGCGGUCACGUGGCCGGCUAGGGCGACGCUAACUCGCAGGCCGAAAAUCCUCCUGGCUUCCAUCCAAGUCUUGCUUAUCUCAACCUCUCCCACCUCCCCAUCUCUACACCCUGUCCUCUUUUACGGUCGGAGUCUGUUGCGGUCUCUGCUCCCGGCUUCUUGCUGCUCAGUGGAGACGGCUUUAUCCUACGCAUGCCUUUCUAGCCACUGAUGCCGGCCGCCGAAGCAUCCCCCGUCGCAUCUCCCGAGUCCGGUUUUGUCAAGAUGGAAGACCGGAAGAGAGCCGCCACGCAUGAGAACAAUGAAUCGGCACCACCGUUGAAGAAGCAAGCGACUUCUGUCAAUGGUGGUGGCAAGCCGCACCCUGACGCUGACAUGCCCUGGAAGGACGAUUUAGAGCGAUUUCAAAAGGAUGCGAUAUGGCGACAGAUGCAGGAGUACAAGCGUGAGAAGGUCUCCCUGGAGACAAAGCUGAGCCAGAUGUCCAAGGCUACCACCUACCAUAACGAACAUCUCCGUGUUAUCGACUCGUGGUAUAAACAGUUGAUUGAUGAGAUCAACAUCCUCCUGGGGACACCGGAAGAGAACAAGGUUUCCAAAGCUCCUUGCUAUUCGAUGAUUCCGAGAAUUUUGAGAGGCAUCUCAAGGCCCGUUCAGAUGAUAUCCGCGACGUGAUCUCACGUUUUCUUUCUACUUUGCCCAAGGUAUCGCCCGAUGUGUCCGAAUUGCAAAACCAACUGGCCAAGAAACUGGGAGAAGA
Molecule: messenger RNA, 772 nt
Organism: Aspergillus steynii IBT 23096
Lineage: Eukaryota; Fungi; Ascomycota; Eurotiomycetes; Eurotiales; Aspergillaceae
Product: E3 ubiquitin-protein ligase BRE1
Exons: 4
Coding region: 223-687 (154 amino acids)
Source: RefSeq, a predicted model, not a curated record